Molecule: messenger RNA, 1639 nt
Organism: Prorocentrum cordatum
Lineage: Eukaryota; Dinophyceae; Prorocentrales; Prorocentraceae
Source: the annotation of a GenBank genome assembly
GCGGCGCGCGGCCUGCUGCGGCGCGGCCUCCGGCGCUUCGGCGCCCAGCCGCUGCACCAGCCGCUGGCGCGCGGCGGCCCCCCGCCGCCCCCGCCGCCCCGGGUGCUGGCCGGGGCCGCGGUGGCUGCCGCUGCCGCCCCCGUGCUCCAGGCGCCGCCGCCGCCCCCCCCCGAGGAGCCCCUGGCGUCCGAGGCGGACCAGCUGCUGAAGGCCCUGGAGGUCGAGGGAAUGCACGCAGGCCUGCUGCGGCGGUGGGAGCAGGUGGAGGCGCUCCACGGCGACGGGCGCUUUACGUGCGAGCAGGUCGCCCGCCUCUUCUCUCGGUGCGGCGCCAUCUUCAGCUCCUACACCCCCGUGCGGCGUGCUGCGGGCACGGCACUGCCCCUGAACUUGCGCCUUGUCCAGCUGUUCUCCAAUUACGUGUGCGAGCGGAUCCCUGAGCUCACGCCAGAGCAGAUCACCAUCUUCGUGGUGUCACUGACGAGCUCUGCCCAGGCCAUGGACGAGUUCUGGCUCUUCAUGCUGGCCAAGCGCAUCCAAGACACCGCGUCGCAGUUCAGCACGUCGCAGGUUGUGACGAUUGCCCGACGGUACGCGGACAGGGAGCUCGAGGACGGCGAGUUCUUCGGCGCGCUCUCACAGCGCGUGCGGGACAGCCUAGAGGAGUUCACCCUCCCGGAGAGGGCCGACUUCCUGCUUUCCUGCGCGAAGCUGAAGUUCCUCGACGAGGACCUGUGCGCAGCCGCCCUGCCUUCCUUCUCGGACCCCUCGCAGGUCGCCGGGCUCGACGGCAAGUGCCUGGGCGCCGCCCUCACCGCCGCGGCACAGCUGGACCGGAGCGCCUUCUUGCCGCGCGCCUCGUGCAGGACGCUUGCGGCCCGGCCCCUGGAGCUGCGGCGAGCGGUCAACAGCGCGGACCUGAUGAUGGGCGCCGCCCUGGCGGUGGUGCAGCUGCGGCACCCUGCCGGCAUCGUGGAGCUGCUGCCGCACCUGCUCAGCUGCCUGAGCGCCGCCUUCGCGAAGCGCCGGGUGACGCUCCUCGGCCUCUGCAUGGCGUUCGGCCUGCCCAGCACGGGCGCCUGGCCGCUGCCCCUGCUGCAGGGCACCGCGCACACGCACGAGGCGCUCAGGCGGCAGGCGGUGCUGCGCGCGAGCCCCCGGGACCUGUGGGAGCCGACCCCCAGCAGCUUCCACCUGGAGGUGGUCGCGGUGCUGAGGAUUCGAAGAAGAACAGACGCCAUCAACAGAAACCUGUGGCGCUCCGCGCGGAUCUCUUGGAUCUGCGCCGGGGCCCCCCUAGGCGGCGCCUACGGCGCCGCCCCCUGGCGCGCUCGGAGCGCGCCAGGGGCGGGGGGGGGUCCAGCGCAGACCCAAGAAAUCCGCGCGGAACGCAACAGGUUUUUUUUUAGGAUUCCGUCUUAAAACUUAAUAAUACAUGCUGUAGUGCUUGAUGUUUUAUUGAGUUUAACAUAUAUUCGAGAUAUUAGCGUUUUUUCUUCUGGAGGAUCUUGGACGUCGAGCACGACGUGGAGCACCCCCAGGACCGGAGGAGGGCGAGUGGAGAGCAACAGCAGCUGGCCUUUCGGUGGGCCCCUGGUCCUCCUCCUCAUCAUCAUCAUCAUCAUCUCCUUCCUCCUCC